UCAUGGCGGACUUGACGGUUGAGUCUCGGGACAGGUGGGAGCUCCGUCUUCACGAGCUGCUGUUGUUCCCAAUACAGAGCGAGAGGAGCCGGGGAAACACUUUAAAUUCACAUUAAAAUAAAAACAUGAACACGCUGCGCUAAAUUUAAACAUUACCCGCAUGUUUAAAGCAAUGAUUAUGACCGGUUUUGUGUGAAAAAAAAUGUCCGACCGACGAGAGAGAAAUUCAACAGAAACUGCGCAGUCAUAGUUUAAUGGGAGUGGUGACCUGAGCAGAUAUGCCAGCUGACGACAAGGUCGCCAUCCUGACGGACGACGAGGAGGAGCAGAAGAGGAAGUAUGUGUUGGCUGAGCCGUUCAACACCCUGUCGAUGGAGCGGCAGGCGGCCCCCUCCUCGGGCUCGCCGCCGGAGGAGCCGUCGGCCUCGAACCCGGACUCCAUAGACUGCUGCGAGAGGAUGUGCCUCCGCGUCAACGGCCACCUCCUCGUCUCCAAAGUCUUCUACUUCUUCUUCUACGCCGCCUACGGCUCGCUGCACCCCCUGCUGGCCGUGUACUACAAGCAGCUCGGCAUGUCGGCCAGCCGCAGCGGGCUGCUCGUCGGCAUCCGCUACUUCAUCGAGUUCUGCAGCGCCCCCUUCUGGGGCGUGGUGGCGGACCGCUUCAAGAAAGGGAAGGCCCUGCUGCUGUUUUCUGUCCUGUGCUGGUUGGUGUUCAACUGCGGCAUCGGCUUCGUCAAACCAGCUGAGAUGAAGUGUGAGGAAAAAGGCGCCGCACCUCCGACGGCGGCGGCGCCGCCUGUGAUAACGACUCUCCCGCGCAGUACCGUCUGGCAGCCGAGCAACUCCACCAACCACACCAGGAGCCGCCGGAGCCUUCUAGACCUGGACUCCUAUGUCAGCGUGCUCCACAGGCGAGAGCGAAGCGUAGACGCCAACACAACUUCAGCUCCCUUCAAGCCGGCCAACACCACCCUCCCCGCCACGACCACUGCCUCCUCUACUCCUACCAAACCAAAGGAGUACCAGAUCAUCUACAACAAGGACCAGGUGGAGUCCAUCUUCCUGCUCAUCUUGCUCGUCAUCAUCGUGGGCGAGUUCUUCAGCGCUCCCGCCGUCACUAUCGUGGACACCGUCACCCUGCAGUACCUCGGUAAAGCUCGCGACCGUUACGGCCUGCAGAGGAUGUGGGGCUCGCUGGGCUGGGGUCUGGCCAUGCUGCUGGUGGGAAUCUGGAUCGACCACACACACAUCAACGCCAAGAUCGACGGCGUGGGCUGCACCAUGCCCGACUUCCGCCUCCACAACUACCAGAUCGCCUUCAUUGUGUUUGGCGUGCUGAUGGGCGUGGCGUUCAUUGUUGCCACUCAGUUUUACUUCGAAAAAGGUGGCGACUACCGGCAUGAGCUUCCAGAGGGGGUGUCGGCGGUGGCGGUGGCGGAGGGCCCGAGACCGUUACCCGAGUCCUCGGACCAGACUCCCAUCGGCCCCGACGCCGCUCAGGAGUUCAGCUACAGCGAUCUGCUAAAGCUCCUCUGCAGCGUGCGCUACAGCUCCGUCCUCUUCGUCGCCUGGUUCAUGGGCUUCGGCUACGGCUUCGUCUUCACCUUCCUGUACUGGCACUUAGAGGACCUGAAGGGGACCACCACCCUGUUCGGGGUCUGCUCCAUCCUCAGCCACGUCUCGGAGCUCGGCACCUACUUCACCAGCCACAAGUUCAUCGAGCUGGUCGGACACGUCAGGGUGCUGUACAUCGGUCUGGCCUGCAACACAGCUCGCUACCUGUACAUCUCCUACCUGGAAAACGCCUGGAUCGUGCUGCCGAUGGAGGUCCUUCAGGGUGUGACCCACGCCUCAGUUUGGGCAGCCUGUAUCUCCUUCCUGAGUGCGGCGGUCCCUCCGGCCCUGAGGACGUCGGCGCAGGGCAUCCUGCAGGGCCUUUACCUCGGCCUGGGCCGCGGCUGUGGAGCCAUGGUGGGAGGAGUGUUCGUCAAUUACUUUGGUGCUGCAGCGGCGUUCAGAGGAAUCGGCAUGGCCUCCCUCGUCAUCCUCCUCAUGUUCUCCUUCAUCCAAUGUCUGACUGGAAAGACUGAAGACAACGAGGACAAAAUGCUGGCUGAGAACAUCCCAGUGCCCUCGAGCCCGGUUCCCAUCGCCACCAUCGACCUGGUGCGGAGUGACAACACCCUCGGUAGCCCCGCCCCGGCUCGCCAGGCUGCCGUGUUGCCCGUCAAGAAGACCAAACACCAGGAAGAGCAGGAGGACGUGACCAAGCCGGCAUGGGUGCUCGCUGGAGCCCCCUGGGUCACCAUCGCCUUCGCCAUCGUCCAGAUCCGGGAGAUGAUGAUCGUGGCGAAGGGUGGAGGACCGUCUCCGGAGACUCAACCACUGCAGGUACCUAAUGAGCAGGCGUCGGCUGAGUACAAGGCGGUGGCGACGUCACAACGAAACCCGAGCGAUGACGGCACAGAAACACCCGCACAACCGAACACCACCCACUCAGCACCAUCAGACUCUAACAAGGACGUAGACCAAACGCACCCAUCCUCAGACAGAGGAGGGCCUAAAGAACACCCGACAUUUACAGCAGAAAACCCAGACUGACUCUUCAUUUAGCAACUAUUUAAUUUACACGCUGAGCAUUAAACUCGCUGCAAAAAUAUCCAUCUUAACAAGUCGGUUUGUCUUGAAUUCAGCCUAAAAAUACGAGUCUUCCUAGAAAUCGGUCAGUAUCUUGACAAAACCCUGCAUUUAUAUAGAUGUAUUGUUAAAAAAUUUGCUUGUAUAUGAUCGUGAAAUUAAGCAAAAAAUAUCCUAUAAUUCUGGAAACAAGUCGGAAAUACUGUAACUAAUUUUUUUUUUUUUUAUAAGACUCGUGACUUGUUUUAAUGGAUUUAUUUUUUUUGCAGCGGAGAGUUUGAGUUGAAUGUUUGGAUGAACCUCCGUUUGGCGGCGUUCGCCCCUCAGAGGUGGUCGAAGCCAACUCACGUCGGAGCGCUGUGCACUAUAUUUAAUACCCUUUACUGGUGGCGUGUGAAGGAACAACCCUUCAAAUGUACAAAAUGUGCCUCUUGAUGAGUUAUUUAUUAACUUAAUUUACUCAAAGUGAAGAAAUCUGAUAAAAUGGUGAUUUAACUCGGCAUCCACGGCAUACUUAAUGUUUGCCAGCACACGAUUAACACAUUGAAAUUCAUCUUAUAAUAUAUUUAUUUUUCAUGCGCUGUAAUACAGAGGUUCCCAAUCUUUUUUUGCACCACGGACCGUUUUUUUAUAUUAUCGAUGUCGUUGUGGAUCAGCUGACUGGGGGAUGAGGGCGCCCUGUUCUCCGCCUGCUGAAUGCUUUUUAAUGUGAAGCAGCAGCAGCAGGAAAUGCUGGGUUAGCAUUAGCAUUAGCAUUAACAUAAACCAGCUCUGAUACGACGAUGAAUGCAGGAAGUCUUACAUCUUGUCUCUUGGCUAGUAAUGUUGGCUAUAAAAUGAACAAUGAACACUACUGAAUUAUUUAUUAUUGAUUGGCUGAUCCAUCCAUCCAUUUUUACAUCGCUUAUCCCGGUUCUGGUUUCAUUAAUUUAAUUAAUUAUAUUAUUAGGAAUUAUUGUUAUAAAUACCGGUUUUCCAUCAUACUUUCAUACUUUGGUAUGAUCGUGAAGCAAGUGUUAAAUUGGAUUCUCUGGUAUUAAAAAGGUCUUAAAAUGUCUUAAAUUUAGCUUGUUAAACCCUGUUAUGAUAUCAGAUCCAUAGAGUAAGGCGGUGAGUGAGUUAAUCAGUAGGUGAUGUGGUUGAAAGCUCCAGAAGCUGCUAGUAAGUGGACCUUGAGUUAAGAUAUUUUUUUCAAACUGUUCAAGAAUGAACUUGAAGUGAUCAAAAGGAUUUAACCUUAAAAAGUGUCGUCGCUUUCGACCAAAACAAUCUCACCAGAAGAUCCAUUUAGUAGCCGCUCUGGAGCUUUCGGUCAUAUCACACGAUCUUCCUCAGCAGAUGGAUCCGAUCCAAGAAGACCGUGUGAUACGAUUGAAGCUCCAGAGCAGCAGCUGCAAAAAAAAAUUUUUUAUAAAAAUACUCUUCAAAUUGUCAAAAAUAUGAAGAACAAACAGAAAAAUCUUACAGUAACUCAAGGUCCACUUACUAACUUUUUUUUUGCAGCUUUUGACCACAACAGUUUUCUAAUCGGAUGGAUUUUCAGUAAUUAAGGCAGUAAGCGAUAUGAUAUGAAAUCCUAUAUAUAUAUAUAUAUUUAAUUAUUAUUGAGCUUCUUUCGCUGAAUUGCAUCGUUUCCUCGCAGCUCUGCGAGGUUGGGAACCAGUGCAACAUCUGUAAAUGUAAAGAUCCUUAAUCAAUUAAUCGUGAAUUUGAUCCGUUUCCAAUGCAGGUUCGCACGACGCGAAGGGAGGAUUUUUGAAACGUCGCUUCCUCUCACCUUUUUGUUUCAGAUUUCGUCACUUCUUUCAAAACAAGGCAGCCAGUUUUGGGGCGUAUUCGUGUAAUUUCCUGAAGGAGCGGUGACGAAGAAAGUGCCUCUUUUAAACAUACUGUUAUUCGUCAAGUAAGGAGCCCUUUACUGUCCUACACUCCUGCAGAAAUAUCUGUCUUCUUCAACGCGGGUCUUUUUUAAAGCCUGGUUCCAAUAUUUUUGUAUUGAAGCUGCCAAUAGCCGACACGCUGUAUUUACUCUUUCAUGCCAAACUAUUCCCAAAGUAUUCGGCGUUUCUGUGUCGUCUGGGUGGAAAAACCCUCAGAAACAGAAUCAGAUGAAGAAAUUCUGUUCACAGUAAAUUUCACCAUUAAAGGAUGUUUUGAUAAAGUGUUAAGAAAUAUAAGUUUUCCAGCCUGUUUUUCUUUCUCUGUGAUGGAGUCAUGAAGGCCAAUAUCAGCCCUUUAAUACAGUAUCAGUGAAUCUUAAUCUUAUUAACUAUUAUUAAAAAUAUCUCACAAAUGUUA
This is a messenger RNA of Siniperca chuatsi (mandarin fish), 4937 nucleotides long. Its product is annotated as major facilitator superfamily domain-containing protein 6-A-like. The transcript has 7 exons. The coding region runs from base 279 to 2603 and encodes 774 amino acids. Gene Ontology annotation, biological process: antigen processing and presentation of exogenous peptide antigen via MHC class I. Gene Ontology annotation, cellular component: plasma membrane. The record is from RefSeq and is a predicted model, not a curated record. NCBI's taxonomy places the organism in Eukaryota, Metazoa, Chordata, Actinopteri, Centrarchiformes, Sinipercidae.